Molecule: messenger RNA, 1848 nt
Organism: Dissoconium aciculare CBS 342.82
Lineage: Eukaryota; Fungi; Ascomycota; Dothideomycetes; Mycosphaerellales; Dissoconiaceae
Exons: 4
Coding region: 1-1611 (536 amino acids)
Biological process (GO): nucleolar large rRNA transcription by RNA polymerase I; RNA polymerase I preinitiation complex assembly
Cellular component (GO): RNA polymerase transcription factor SL1 complex; RNA polymerase I core factor complex
Molecular function (GO): RNA polymerase I core promoter sequence-specific DNA binding
Source: RefSeq, a predicted model, not a curated record
AUGUCGUCGAGACGCAGGAAUGGACCUCGUUGCUCUAGCGAUGGCUGCGGUUCUCGUCGAUUUGAUAUCGGUGAAGAUGGAUACACUUACUGUGAAAACGGACAUCAACAAUCCGAGCUCGGGACCGUGAUCACUGUGGAUACUGGAGAGCUCAUAGUGCCAGGUCAAACAUCGCGAAGGCAACGAUCCGAUGCAGACUCGACUUUCGACGGCACAGGGCAUCAAAGCGUUCGAGCAUACGAGCAGUACUUGCUGUGUUUCCAGCUCAUACUUCGAAAGCAGGUGCAAUGGCUGAUUGACGUACAAGGAUUACCCUCAGAGAUCGAAACCUUGGUCAAGGAUCUGUGGUCAUUGCGUCUACAAGAACUACACUCUUUAGUGUCACAUGAUGCCGGCACAGAUACAGAGAUCCAAUCAUCGCAUAAGUUCAGCUCACAAUCUGAGGGCGAUUCCGGAACCGAUACGGCAUCGCAUAGAGGCCAGGGUAGGCAUCGCACAAACGUCAGAGGUCCAAAUCUGCUCGAAUUGCUUGCCAUCAAUUACAUCGCCAUGCUUUUGCUCCGGGCUCCGGUGACCGUCGCGGACUUCAUCAAGUGGACCAACUCAGGACAACUCCUGUACUACCAAGCUUCUAAGCAGGUGCCGCUCACGAUGCGAAAUGGAUUGUCGGGCGCGCACCAAGCAAACUUCGAUCCACAGGAGCUCAUUUCUUGCAAGCAGUUCCACGCUCGCAUUCUCAGCUUGGUCAAGCAUUUCAACACACGAUUCGGAAUGGAAGUCCCGGCCAUAAAUCAUGUAAGGAUCUUAUAUGGAUGGGUGAAGCAAUUGGCUUUUCCACUUGAGGUGUAUGUUGCCACGCAACGACUUAGUCGUCUCAAUGGCUUGCACUUUGACUAUGCAAUCCCUGUCAUAUCCAAGGGGAAAGCACUGUCCUAUCCGGAAGUUCGACUGGCAGUACUCAUGAUCAUCGUUAUUAAAUUGAUUUUUCCCCUGGACACAACGCAGCGAUUUAUCGACUCUCGCAAUGCACUCUCUGCGCUCCACCUGGAUUGGAAUGUAUGGGAGAAAAACUUUCGACUUGAGCAAGAGCAAGAAGACUUUAGCGACCGUCGACCUAGUUUCGAGAGAUCAUACAACAUGACAGAAGACCAAAGCAAGGCGCUAAGUGGACAAGCCUUGGACGAUUAUUUGAAUUGGUGUGAAACCGAAUUGGCUUCUCAAGAUAUCCGUCGGCGGCGGCAUAAUGGCGAUGAUACGCCGUUUCGCAGGGCACUGUUCGACAUGUUCCCGCAAGAUGCUAGCACCCGGCGUGAAGAGUAUGUCCAUCGCAGCUAUAAAGCGUCCGUCAAAGACGGUCAACGCCGGAUUGAGCAAAUCCAGGCCUCUCUCAGGCCAGAGCAGCUGGCGUCCGAAAACGAGGACGGGAAUACCGCUCGUUUCGGUACCUUAUAUUGCCAGCACAAAACAGCGAGCGAGCUGGAAGGGCCUUCGUCGACGCUGUACACGCGAGUGGCUGAACUAGCAAGCUACCCUGUGCCAGAACUGGCGAAAGCCGUCUUCCAGAUGGAAUCGAGGCUGGGAGAACUCAACGUUGAUUGCCGCAAACGGUGAGUCUGUCAAACAGUGGCCGCAGUCUUCUUGGAAGGGCUUGAACGUGGACGGCGCUCACCUGUCAGCUGAGUCGCGCCUUUCCGUGUUCGGAAAAGCUCGGCACCGGAAGCUGCCGAGCUGUUCUACAAAUUGUUUGGUCUUGAGAUCAUGCCCCAUGCAAUCAAGCCGUUGGAUUCCAUGGUUCGUUCGGACGCUAGAGCCGGACACGCCAUCCCGUGAACUAUUGGAGAUAAUCAA